UUUCAGUGACGCAGAAGAAAGAAUGAAUGCCAUCCCAACCAUAUAGGAGUGUGGCGGAAUUUACAGCAUAUAAAAUACUUGAGUCUCAGAUGUUGUGUGGAAGUGGAAAACUUUUUUCAGCUAUCAAAGAGAUGAAAGCCUUGUCUGUUUUAGACGUCUAUUCCACUCAACUCCGAGAGGAAGUUCUCUGUUCGCUGCCACAGAAACUGAAGGGUAUAGAUGUUGGAUACUGUGAAAGCAUCACAAAGGAUGGUCUCACAAAGUUUAUUUGGCAGCAGCCUAAUCUUGUAUAUGUUGGUUUGGCUGGUUUGAAAGACGUCAUUUGUCAAGAGGUUCUAGACACAUUAUCCAUUUGUAAUUUGAAAUACCUGGACAGAAGUGAAUCACAUGUUUUGGGAAGCCUCAGCACUUUUUUUAGAGACCAAUCAAGCUUGUCUGAGCUGUCUCUACAAGGAAGAGGCCUGGCACUGAGAAACCUCAACCAUUUUGAAUUUCCUCUCUGUGACCACACUUAGGUAAAACUCCUCACUUCCCUUCAUCAGUCUAUGUACAGUCUUCUUAUAACAUCAUGUCUUUGUUUUAACUUUAUUGGUCUUAACUUCUGACACUCAGAGUCUUGGAGAUCUGCACUAUCUCAGUAUAUCCCUGUCCUGAAUCUAACUGUGUACAUCUGUAUAUAUACACCUAUAUACAUGUUCCAUGUAUACGUAUGUAUAUGUAUU
Molecule: messenger RNA, 722 nt
Organism: Actinia tenebrosa (Australian red waratah sea anemone)
Lineage: Eukaryota; Metazoa; Cnidaria; Anthozoa; Actiniaria; Actiniidae
Source: RefSeq, a predicted model, not a curated record